This is a messenger RNA of Xylaria bambusicola, 987 nucleotides long. RefSeq lists its product as uncharacterized. The record is from RefSeq and is a predicted model, not a curated record. Lineage: Eukaryota; Fungi; Ascomycota; Sordariomycetes; Xylariales; Xylariaceae. The transcript is spliced from 3 exons. The coding region runs from base 270 to 824 and encodes 184 amino acids.
GCUGUAGGUACCUAGGUAGGGAUCAAGGUGGCCCAAGCACGCUAUCCACCUACCUACCUAGACGGGCAGGAUGGGCUAAAUACUACUUAGGUAGGUAUCUAGGUAUCCUACUCCAUACCAGCAUCCCAAAUAGAGUCGUCUCGUCAUGAAACGCCAUCUCAUGAGUUUUCUCUUCACUUUGUUCUCCUGCAAAUUACAAAGUUCUCUCUGUCACUCAUCUCAUCUCCUCGAGCCAUAGAUAUUAAAUUUUAAAAACACGAAAGCCCAAAAUGCCUGAACGUUCUCUUCUAUUCUCCCCAGCUCCGUACCAUGUCCUAUCGUACGGCGCGCUGUUAGGCACACAAUUCUUCCAUACCUUUCUCAACUCGAUCAUUUCCUUCAAAGUCCUACAACGGCCGCAGUUUGCCAUCCUACAGCGAGCUGUCUUCCCCGCCUAUUUCGGGAUUCAAACUGUAGCACCUGUCGUCCUCGCACUUACAUAUCCCGGAGGAGCCGGGCGCCUCGCCGCAUUGCCACAGGGCAUUAGCGGUGUCCUGCACCCAGCGAAUCGCUGGGGAGUACUAGCACCCUUGACCGCGGCGUUUGUGACAGGUCUGGCAAACUGGGCUUACUUUUUGCCCGAAACGAAUAAAAUCACUGCACAGCGAAGGGAACAAGAGGUUAAAGACGGCAAACAGAGCUGGGAGAAAACGACACAUUCCAAAGACAUGAAAGCGCUGAACAAGAAGUUUGCUAAGAUUCAUGGUUACUCUUCACUUUUUAACCUCGUCACUUUCAUCGCCACAGUGGUUUAUGGUGUACACCUAUCUGCGAGAAUUGCCUAAGAUCUCAUUUUCCCGCUCAUGUAGGAUAUGCGCUAAGUCACCGAGUUAAGGAGAUAUAUAUCGUCAUACCUUUGACAUCUCACGAUAUAAGAUCUUCAAAUUCUAUAAAAGUUACUGUUGGUGAUGAUAUAAGCUAUGGGAGUAUCGUCUGAUGUGAAUACUU